This is a messenger RNA of Fusarium coffeatum, 750 nucleotides long. RefSeq lists its product as uncharacterized. Gene Ontology annotation, biological process: nuclear mRNA surveillance; U4 snRNA 3'-end processing; poly(A)-dependent snoRNA 3'-end processing. Lineage: Eukaryota; Fungi; Ascomycota; Sordariomycetes; Hypocreales; Nectriaceae. The transcript is spliced from 3 exons. Gene Ontology annotation, cellular component: nucleolus; nuclear exosome (RNase complex); cytoplasmic exosome (RNase complex). The record is from RefSeq and is a predicted model, not a curated record. Bases 1 to 750 code for a protein of 249 amino acids.
AUGGCUCCCAUCGAACCCACAGCCGAGCUUUCACAUCUCACAAAGUCCGACGGCUCUGCGACAUUCUCAUACGGCGGAUAUGCCGUGAUAGCCGCAGUCAACGGCCCUGUCGAGGCCCAGAGACGAGACGAGAAUGCCUUUGAGGCUCUGGUGGACGUCAUUGUUCGUCCCGCCGCUGGCGUAGGAGGUACCCGUGAGAGACAGCUUGAGUCCAUCAUGCAGGCUGCGCUCAGGCAGCUCAUCCCUGUGAGAGACUUUCCUCGAUCUGUGAUUCAGAUCACUCUUCAGGUGGCCGAGACACCUGAGAAUGCAUACGUCAAUGCAAAGAUCAAUCAAGCCCAAUUGAACCUCCCCAUCAUUCCCGCACUUUUCCACACAGCUAUCCUAGGACUUCUCAGCGCCGCAGUUCCUCUGAAGACUAUCGGCGCAGCGACUCUACUUGCCAUUCCUGAGGAGGAGGGCAAAGGCAUCAUCGUCGAUCCAAGCGCCGUAGAUAUUGAUCACGCGAAGUCAGUGCACGUUCUCGGAUUCACUUCUCACGAUGACUUGCUCUUGGCGGAGAGUGAGGGCGCUUUCACCCCCGAUGAGUGGACCAAGGUUCUCCAGACUGGACAGCGCAUAUGUUGCGAACAUCAGCAACCUGGCUUCGAUACAGCUAUGUCCGGAGACAAUGUUGAAUCCCCGGGCAUGCGACAGUUCAUCCGCUCUGCUAUGGAAGCUCAAGUGGCGGAAGACCUUCACUGGAAAUGA